AAUCCAGGGGCAAUUCUAUAGCCUUGAUCAUCGAUUUUAAUGCCCUCACAGAGAGUGCCAUUUCCCUAUCGACCUCAACACCGCCAGCGACGACGCCGGAGCCCGAGACGGAGAUUCCGAGCCGUGAUGUCCUCCGCCACCGGAGCCACCUCCGACCACCAGCCAGAGUGGCUCGAUGAGGCCAUCAAUGGUGGCUCCCUCCGCAACGUUGACCUCGAUACUGGAUCCAACGGAUGGGCAUCCCCCCCUGGCGAUCUCUUCCACCUAAGGGCUCCAAACUACUUCUCUCGCCGCCAGAAGUGCCCCUCCGGCGACUGGCUUCUCAAACCCGCCGGUGUCGACUGGCUCCGCUCUCCAUCUCGUCUCGACGACGUCCUUGGCCGCUCUGACAAUCGCGUGAUGGCCGCCCUCCGCCGCGCCCAAUCCGAAGGCAAAUCCAUGAAAUCCUUCAUCAUCGCCAUCAAUCUCCAGGUUCCUGGCCGUGAAUCUCACUCCGCCGUCUUCUACUUCGCUGCCGAAGACCCGAUCCCACCUGGAUCUCUUCUCUACCGCUUCGUCCAUGGCGACGACGCGUUCCGCAACGCUCGGUUCAAGAUCGUCAACCGGAUCGUCAAGGGCCCUUGGAUCGUGAAGGCUGCUGUUGGUAACUACGCCGCCUGCCUCCUCGGCCGUGCUCUCACCUGUAACUACCACCGCGGCGAGAACUACCUCGAGAUCGACGUCGACAUCGGAAGCUCAGCAAUCGCCAGUGCCAUCCUCCACCUCGCCCUAGGCUACGUGACCGCCGUCACAAUCGACAUGGGAUUCCUCGUCGAGGCCCAAACCGAGGAGGAGCUCCCGGAGAAGCUCAUCGGCGCCGUGAGGGUCGCCCAGAUGGAGAUGUCCGCCGCCGCCUUCGUCGAAACACGGCCGCGUCUAGAGCGCAAUCUCUUCCGCGGCGGCGCUUCACGUGUGAACCAUCACGCUGAUCAAACGGCCACGAAUCAGAGCACGCAUCUCGAGGAAGAGGUACUCUAGAAUCUUCGAUCCAGGUACUCGUUCUCACGCCCUAGUCUCUCUCUUCUCUCCUUUUUUGAGUGGCUUGAUUGGAAUCUCUCACUGUAGAUAAUUAUCCACUGGUUCUUGGGUUUGAAGAGAUGGCACUUCCAAAAAAAAAACUAUUUAUCAUCAUAAUCUAAUAAUAAUGAGAAAAAAAAUUUCUAAUUUUUAAUAA
Molecule: messenger RNA, 1213 nt
Organism: Dioscorea cayenensis subsp. rotundata (Guinea yam)
Lineage: Eukaryota; Viridiplantae; Streptophyta; Magnoliopsida; Dioscoreales; Dioscoreaceae
Product: protein ENHANCED DISEASE RESISTANCE 2-like
Exons: 1
Coding region: 40-1017 (325 amino acids)
Source: RefSeq, a predicted model, not a curated record